Messenger RNA from Hemiscyllium ocellatum (epaulette shark), 4800 nucleotides. RefSeq names its product glutamyl-prolyl-tRNA synthetase 1 (gene eprs1). Lineage: Eukaryota; Metazoa; Chordata; Chondrichthyes; Orectolobiformes; Hemiscylliidae. Gene Ontology annotation, molecular function: glutamate-tRNA ligase activity; ATP binding; proline-tRNA ligase activity. The transcript is spliced from 32 exons. The record is from RefSeq and is a predicted model, not a curated record. Gene Ontology annotation, cellular component: aminoacyl-tRNA synthetase multienzyme complex; cytoplasm. The coding region runs from base 92 to 4618 and encodes 1508 amino acids. Gene Ontology annotation, biological process: translation; glutamyl-tRNA aminoacylation; prolyl-tRNA aminoacylation.
UCACUUCACCGUGUGAGCGGGUCUGCGGGAAGCGGCUGGUGAUCAGUGACAGUAGCUGUCAGUGAGGUGGCGGUUACUAACGUUACAGCAGAUGGCUGUGAAUCUGACGGUGAACCUCUCCAGCCCUUGCUUAGGUGUAUUACUAACUGUGGAACAUGUGAAAAACUCUGUCAAUGUGUUGGUUGAAGAGGGUAAAGAGAAUGUGCUGCAGAUUUCUGAAGACGUUGUAUUCAAUGAUGUGAAUUCCAUCGUUCGCUACCUGGCUCGGGUAGAUACAGAAAAUAAGCUCUAUGGAUGUAAUCUACUAGAACAAACUGAGGUGGACCAUUGGUUGGAGUUCAGCAAAACAAGGUUGGCAAGUUCUGCAGUGUUCCCUGCAGCAAUACAAGAGCUGAAUUAUGCACUUUCUCUCAGGACAUUCCUGGUUGGACAUGAAUUGACACUGGCUGAUCUCUGUGUAUGGGCAGCAUUGAAAGAAAGUAGCCUUUGUCAGCAGCAACUAGGUCAGAAUAAACUAUCCACUCAUGUUAAACGCUGGUACAACUUCCUUGGUGCUCAGAAUGCAUUUCAGUCUGUGUGUACAAAAUGGGCAACAGUAACUCCACAGAAUACAAUGAUGAAUAAGAAGAAGGAGGAUCGUGGAAAAUUUGUUGAUCUGCCUGGUGCAGAAAUUGGGAAAGUGGUAGUAAGAUUUCCACCUGAGGCCAGUGGUUAUCUGCACAUUGGACACGCCAAAGCUGCUCUCCUGAAUCAGCAUUAUCAAGUGAGCUUUAAGGGGAAACUUAUCAUGAGGUUUGAUGACACCAAUCCUGAAAAGGAAAAGGAAGACUUUGAGAAGGUUAUACUGGAAGAUGUUUCAAUGCUACACAUUAAACCUGAUCAAUUCACCUACACCUCUGAUCACUUUGAAAUUAUAAUGCAAUAUGCUGAGAAAAUGAUUAGAGAUGGGAAGGCCUAUACAGAUGACACACCACCAGAUCAAAUGAAACAAGAACGUGAACAAAGGAUUGAAUCUAAACGCAGGGCAAAUUCUGUGCAACAGAACAUGAAAAUGUGGGAAGAGAUGAAGUCUGGAACGGAGUAUGGGCAAACCUACUGUUUACGAGCAAAGAUUGACAUGACUUCCAAUAAUGGUUGCCUCAGGGAUCCCACACUCUACCGAUGCAAGAACAUGCCGCAUCCACGCACAGGACUCAAAUACAAAAUUUACCCAACGUAUGACUUUGCAUGCCCAAUAGUGGACAGCAUUGAAGGUGUCACACACGCACUUAGAACAACAGAGUACCAUGACCGGGAUGAGCAGUAUUACUGGAUUAUUGAUGCUUUGGAAAUUCGAAAACCGUAUAUUUGGGAAUACAGCCGCCUUAAUCUAAAUAACACUGUGUUAUCAAAGAGGAAACUAACCUGGUUUGUUAACGAAGGCCUUGUGGAUGGAUGGGAUGAUCCUCGCUUCCCAACAGUGCGUGGAGUCCUGCGGAGAGGCAUGACUGUUGAGGGAUUGAAACAGUUUAUUGCUGCUCAAGGUGGCUCAAGGUCUGUUGUGAACAUGGAGUGGGACAAACUCUGGGCUUUUAACAAGAAGGUUAUUGAUCCAGUGGCACCUCGGUAUACCGCAUUAUUAAAGGAUGCAGUGGUGCCUGUGAAUGUGCCAGAGGCCAAGGAAGAGAUGAAAGAUGUGGCCAAGCAUCCUAAGAAUCCGGAAAUGGGGCUGAAGCCUGUGUGGUAUGGACCAAAAGUACUAAUUGAGGGAGCAGAUGCUGAAACUUUGACAGAAGGAGAAAUGGUUACUUUUAUUAAUUGGGGUAACAUCAACAUCACUAAAAUUAACAGAAAUCAAGGUGGAAAGAUUACAUCGCUUGAAGCGAAAUUAAAUCUAGAUAAUCAGGAUUAUAAGAAGACAACAAAGCUUACAUGGUUAACUGAACAUCCACAAGCUCCACUGGUUCCCACAGUAUGUGUCUACUAUGAGCAUCUAAUCAACAAAGCUGUAAUCGGCAAGGAUGAAGAUUUCAAGGACUACGUUAAUCGAAACAGCAAGCAAGAAGAAUUAAUGCUUGGUGAUCCCUGCCUUAAAGAGCUUAAAAAAGGAGACAUCAUCCAACUACAAAGAAGAGGCUUCUUUAUCUGUGACCAGCCGUAUGAACCAGUUAGUCCAUAUAGUUGCAAAGAAUCUCCUUGUGUUUUAAUCUACAUCCCUGACGGUCAUACCAAGGAAAUGCCAACAUCUGGUUCCAAGGAGAAGAGUAAACAUGAUGCAGUUAACGUGAUUAAAGCUGACACUGCAUCAUCCACUACUGUAUCAUCUCAUGUUGACUCCACUGCCUCAAAAUGUGACACUCUUGACCUUACUGCACUUUACAACAAAGUAGCUCAACAAGGUGAAGUUGUACGUGAAUUAAAGGCAAAGAAAGCAUCCAAGGAAGAGGUGGAUGCAGCGGUAAAAGUACUUUUGAUCUUGAAGGCAGAAUAUAAACAGCAGAGUGGUACUGAAUACAAGCCUGGAAAGCCACCUGCAGCUACUGCUAAUCCUGUCUCUGCACCAAAGACCUCCGAUUCAACUAAUAGGAUUCUGUAUGACAAGGUUUAUCAACAAGGAGAGGUAGUUCGAAAGCUCAAAGUAGAUAAAGCCCCACAGGUUAAAGUGGAUGAGGCAGUAAAAUCACUCCUAGCCUUAAAAAUGGAAUAUAAACAGAAGACUGGUGAAGAGUACAAACCAGGGAAGCCACCUGGUGUACCAGUUGCAGCAGAAAGUCCAACCGUUAUCUCCACUGCAGGAGCGAAAGAACUUGAUGAGAAAACACUACACAGCAAAGUUGCAGAACAAGGAGAUAUUGUGCGCAAACUUAAAGCAGAGAAAGUUGCUAAGGCAGUGAUAGAUGCUGCUGUGGCUGUGCUCCUGGACCUGAAGAGCCAAUAUAAAACUUUAACAGGAGUGGAGUAUAAACCAGCUGCAGGUACUGAUGAUAGGAAUAAAAACAGAAAAGAGAAACAAAACGAAUCUGAGAAACAGAAUAAGUCUGACAAAUCAGAGGAACACAAAAAAGAUACAGCAAAAGAACAGGAGGGAUCAAGCAGUGGAGGUGCAGGUGAAGGCCCAGGACCCAAGAAACAAACAAGAUUGGGCAUUGAAGCAAGAAAAGAAGAGAAUCUAGCAGACUGGUAUUCACAAGUCAUUACAAAAUCCGAAUUGAUUGAAUAUUACGAUGUCAGUGGCUGCUAUGUUCUCCGACCCUGGUCUUAUAGUAUCUGGGAAACCAUCAAAGACUUCUUUGAUUGUGAAAUUAAGAAACUUGGUGUGGAGAACUGUUACUUCCCCAUGUUUGUGUCUCAGGCAGCCCUUGAGAAGGAGAAAUCGCAUAUAGCAGAUUUUGCUCCAGAGGUUGCUUGGGUAACAAGAUCAGGGAAGACUGAGUUAGCAGAACCAAUUGCUGUUCGACCAACAAGUGAAACAGUCAUGUACCCAGCUUAUGCCAAAUGGGUGCAGUCACAUCGUGAUUUACCAAUAAAACUCAAUCAAUGGUGCAAUGUAGUGCGUUGGGAAUUCAAACACCCACAACCAUUUCUACGCACUCGUGAGUUUUUAUGGCAGGAAGGGCACACAGCAUUUGCUACACGUGAGGAGGCCACAGAAGAGGUUUUGCAAAUUCUGGAACUGUAUGCACAAGUGUAUGAGGAGCUACUUGCAAUCCCUGUCGUAAAAGGAAGAAAGACUGAAAAAGAAAAGUUUGCAGGCGGUGACUACACGACUACAGUUGAGGCCUUUGUAUCAGCCAGUGGAAGAGCCAUCCAGGGAGCCACUUCGCACCAUUUGGGACAGAAUUUCUCAAAGAUGUUUGAGAUUGUGUUUGAAGAUCCAAAGAAACCUGGAGAGAAGCAGUUUGCCUACCAGAACUCCUGGGGACUUACAACUCGAACUAUUGGGGUAAUGACAAUGGUCCAUGGUGAUAACCAAGGUUUGGUAUUGCCUCCAAGAGUUGCUUGUGUGCAGGUUAUAAUAAUCCCAUGUGGGAUCACAAACACCCUUUCAGAAGAAGAUAAGAACUCUUUAAUAAACAAGUGUAGCCAGUAUCUUGACCGGUUGACCAAUGUUGGAAUUCGUGCUCGGGCUGACCUGAGGGAUAACUACUCACCUGGCUGGAAGUUCAAUCACUGGGAGCUGAAAGGUGUACCAAUCAGGCUAGAGGUUGGACCACGGGACUUGAAAAAUAAUCAGUUUGUGGCUGUCAGACGAGACACUGUCAGCAAAUUUACAAUACCAGAAGCUGAUGCUGAGACGAAGUUGAAGAAUUUAUUGGAGGAAAUCCAAAACAAUCUUUAUAACCGAGCUGCUCAGGAUCUAAAGGAGCAUAUGGUUUUGGCUGACACAAUGGAACAAUUUCAGCAAGAGUUGGAUUCAGGCAAGAUUGUGCAGAUUCCUUUUUGUGGUAAAAUAGAAUGUGAAGAUUGGAUUAAGAAAACAACAACAAGGGAUCAGGAUACUGAGCCUGGUGCGCCAUCUAUGGGAGCUAAGAGUCUCUGCAUUCCGUUCAAACCUCUUCGUGAAUUACAACCUGGAGCCAUAUGCAUCAGUGGCAAGGAACCUGCCCAAUACUAUGUACUUUUUGGCCGCAGCUACUAAUUAGCAAACAAAGUGUGAAAAAAUCAUGUCUUUGACUUCAAAUGUUUUUAUAAGAUGAAAAAUUAUAGUUACUUUCACCUUUUUUGUGUAUUUUUAUCCAGUAAUGAAAAUAAACUGUAUCGUCAACUAAAACAAAACUCCUAGAGCUAUGGCUAUUACAAAUAAAGGUUCCAGAUAUCCUA